This is a messenger RNA of Morus notabilis, 438 nucleotides long. RefSeq names its product kinetochore protein NDC80 homolog. The annotation marks the transcript as partial. The record is from RefSeq and is a predicted model, not a curated record. Gene Ontology annotation, cellular component: Ndc80 complex. Gene Ontology annotation, biological process: attachment of mitotic spindle microtubules to kinetochore. NCBI's taxonomy places the organism in Eukaryota, Viridiplantae, Streptophyta, Magnoliopsida, Rosales, Moraceae. The transcript has a single exon.
CGUCCGAAGGACUCAUUCGCUCACCCACAGCCGCCGGCGCCGGCGCCUCUCUUCCACGGGCCCUCCCGCGACUCUGACGCCAGCGUCGUCAGCAGCCGCCCUUCCUCCGUCGGUCUCAGCCGCGCCUCCGCCGCCGCGGCCACUUUUGACCUCUACAAAGACCACCGCUACCAAGUCUCUGCUGUCGCCACCAUCGACGCCUAUCUCUCCUCCCACACCUCCAUCUCCCUCCACCUCCCUUUCCCCACCGCCAAAGACAUCACCCAAACCCUCUCCUUCCUCAUGUCCCGCCUUGAUUUCCCCACCACCAAGGUCGAUGAAGACCUUCCUCUCCUUCUCAAGAUACUAAAUUAUCCUUUCAAGCUCAACAAAUCCAUUCUCCGAUCGCCUGGGACCCCACACCAGUGGCCCACUUUUCUAGCCAUCAUCCACUGGCUC